AAUAAAAAAUAAGUAACUCUUAAAUAUGGCAAACAAUUCGAUAAAGAAAAAGCUUCAAGGCAAAGUAGUCAUCGUUACCGGCGGCGCCAGCGGCAUCGGCGAGACCAUCGCCCGAGUCCUGGCCGAUCACGGGGCGCGGGCGGUGGUGAUCGCCGAUAUCCAACCCGAAAAGGGCCGCGCUGUGGCCGAAUCCAUCGGCCUGCAGCGCUGCAGCUACGUCCAAUGCGACGUGGCCGAGGAGGAACAAGUUGCGGCCAUGGUGGAAUGGACGGCGACGACCUACGGCGGCCUCGACGUAAUGUUCAGCAACGCCGGCACCGUCAGCAGCCUCCCUCAGACCAUCCUGGAUUUGGAUUUUUCGGAAUACGAGCGCGUGAUGCGCGUGAACGCGCGUGGCAUGGCGGUGUGCGUGAAGCAGGCGGCGCGUAAGAUGGUGGAAUUGGGGACGAGAGGGUCUAUCGUCUGCACGGCGAGCGCGACGGCGGAGAAGGCGACGGUGAACGCGACGGACUAUGUGAUGUCGAAGAGGGCGGUGUUGGGGCUGAUGCGGUCGGCUAGCUUGCAGCUCGGGAAGCACGGGAUACGGGUGAACAGCGUGUCGUUGGGUCUGGUGCUCACGCCGCUUGCUGCAAAGCAGGGGAUUGAGACGCCGGCGGAUGUUGACAAUUAUAUCAGCCGCUACACGAGUUUGAAAGGGGCGACGCUCACUGCCGAGAAUGUGGCGGAUGCGGUGGCGUUUCUGGCUUCGGAUGAGGCGGCGUUUGUCACCGGCGUUGAUUUGGCUGUGGAUGGUGGGAUGAUUGCCAUGCCAUUCGACCUUUCAAACUAAUGCAUGCUACUUAAUUUUAUUUAAUUUAUGUUGAAUCGAGUCUUGUAAUUUAAUUAGUUGAGCGAUCUGCAAGCUCCGUUUCGGUUUUCUUUGUCGGUUCUUUCCCGGGCCGUAUUAUAAGAGUCGAACCGCAUUUAGGUACUAUAAUAUGGAGUCUCUUUAUAUGGAGUCUCUUUAAUUCAAUAAGAAAUACAAUCAUAUUUAUAUUUUCA
This is a messenger RNA of Salvia splendens (bonfire salvia), 1041 nucleotides long. RefSeq names its product (-)-isopiperitenol/(-)-carveol dehydrogenase, mitochondrial. The coding region runs from base 26 to 829 and encodes 267 amino acids. Gene Ontology annotation, molecular function: oxidoreductase activity. The transcript has a single exon. Lineage: Eukaryota; Viridiplantae; Streptophyta; Magnoliopsida; Lamiales; Lamiaceae. The record is from RefSeq and is a predicted model, not a curated record.